CAGGCCAUUCCUGGGGUCCUGUCCCCGCUCAGCAGAGCACAGAAAUCGAUGCCUGACGUUCAGCAGCUCAAAAAUCUCUCUUCCAGGCGCCACAGCAGCACACCCAGGAUGUCCAUGGAGAUAACUUUCCUGGGCACGGGCUCGGCAUACCCCUCUCCCACCAGAGGGGCGUCGGCGCUGGUGCUUCGCCGGGACGGGGAGUGCUGGCUCUUCGACUGCGGGGAGGGGACCCAGACACAGCUCAUGAGGAGCCACCUCAGGGCAGGCAGAAUCACCAAGAUUUUCAUAACCCACCUCCACGGCGACCACUUUUUCGGGCUCCCCGGCCUGCUGUGCACGAUCAGCCUGCAGAGCAGCCCCGACCCAAACAAGCCACCCGUGGAUAUUUACGGGCCCUUAGGGCUGAGGAGCUUCCUGUGGCGGAGCCUGGAGCUGUCCCACUCCCAGCUCCUCUUUCCCUACGCCGUCCACGAGCUGGUGCCCACGCGGGACCAGUGCCCCGCGGAGGAAUUCAGGGACUUCUCGCACUUGGACAGGGGUGAGGUUCCUCCCCAGGGCCCUGGAGGGAGAAUACUGCGCCUGGACCCGGGAGAGGGCUCCUACUUGCUGGAGGAGGACGAGCAGCUGGUGCUGAGGGCGUUCCGCCUCUUUCACCGCGUCCCUUCCUUCGGCUUCGUGCUGGAGGAGAAGCCCCGGCCCGGGAGGCUCAACGUGCAGAAACUGAAAGACCUUGGAGUUCAGCCGGGCCCUCUGUACGGGAAGCUGAAGGGCGGGGCCGCAGUCGUGCUGGAAAACGGAGUGAGGAUCUCUCCCUCCGAGGUGCUGGAAGAGCCCAUUCCCGGCAGGAAGGUGUGCAUCCUGGGGGACUGCUCGGGGGCGCCGGGGGACGAGGCCCCGCGGCUCUGCCGCGACGCCGACUUGCUGGUGCACGAGGCCACGCUGGACGACACCCAGCAGGAGAAGGCCAGGGAGCACGGGCACAGCACCCCCGGGAUGGCGUCGGGUUUUGCCAGGCUGUGCCGGGCCAGGAGGCUGGUUUUGACCCACUUCAGCCAGAGGUACAAGCCGGCUGGCCAGGCAGGGGAGGGGGACGCGGACGUGGCCGAGCUGAGGAGGCAGGCGGAGUCCGUGCUGGGGGGACAGGAGGUGACACUGGCUGAGGACUUCAUGACAAUAGAGAUCCCCAUGAAGAAGGGAAAAACAGCAGCGUUGGCCAGCCCUGAGUGAAGGCACAGAGCCGGGGUGGUGUUGGACAGCGCUUAAAGAUAACUGUUGGGGGCCUGGUGAGCAAAUUCUCUUCCCCUGGAGCGCAGAGAGAUCGGUCCAGAGCGCCGGGUGCACUUAGUGCUGCUGCUGUAAAGCAAAGGAAGAAGGAUGCUCAGGCAUCUGGAGCUGGAAUAUAUUCAUGAGGGGUGGUUUUGGACACCUGGCCUCCCCAGAUGGCUCGAGCCUUCACAGCCCGGGAGCUUUCCUUGGAGAUUCCCUGGAGCGCAGCUCUGGAUCGUCGUUUGGCUUUCACACACCCCUCCAGGAAGGUUUGUGCUCUGCAGAGCAGUUUCAGCCAUCCUGCCUCCUGAGAGCUUUCGAACAACAUCCAUUUCAAACUCGCACACAGUGUUUUGUGACUGUUCACCCAGUUUCUGUGUGAGAGGGCGCUGAGUUUAAUAAAGGGUCGAGAGCUCUGCCAAGUGGGUGUUGCUGUGCUCAAGUGGAGGAGCCCUUCUGAUUCUCGUGAAGUCUCUGCGCGUGAAGUCUCCUCAUAAAUAAACACAGUUUAGGCUCCCUGUCAGAAGCGAGUUACUCUUAACAGUU
Molecule: messenger RNA, 1812 nt
Organism: Lepidothrix coronata (blue-crowned manakin)
Lineage: Eukaryota; Metazoa; Chordata; Aves; Passeriformes; Pipridae
Gene: ELAC1
Product: elaC ribonuclease Z 1
Exons: 3
Coding region: 49-1227 (392 amino acids)
Cellular component (GO): nucleus
Molecular function (GO): 3'-tRNA processing endoribonuclease activity
Source: RefSeq, a predicted model, not a curated record